GUGGGUGUGACGCCAUAUUGUUUUCCAACAUAUUUUCGAAGCCGAGUGUUUCUUGUGAAUGUGAUGAUUUACAAUGAUUUCCAAACCGAUCUGAGUUUGUAAAACUGACAAACCACGCUUCAUUUGAUCCACAUAAUUCUCUAACAUUACUGCUAUUACUAAUUUGUUAACUUAACAAUAAAGUUCGACGAAUAUUGGUCGAGUUUCCUGGGCCACCUUGCCGAACUGCGUUGCGUGCAAAUAAUAUUCUCUUGACACGGUUUUAGUCAUUGUUUUAGAAAGUUUUGCCUGCCUAAAACUCUUUACACGAAGGGAGGAAGAUGACGGCAUCGGAAGUCUCAUUUAAUCGAAAAAUAAUAUCGGAAGAUUUGUCGAACGUUGAAUUCGACACCAGCGAAGAUGUGGAAGUCAUCCCAACAUUUGAUUCUAUGGGACUCCGCGAUGAGUUAUUGAGAGGAAUUUACACUUACGGUUUUGAAAAGCCGUCAGCUAUCCAGCAAAGGAGUAUUCAACCUAUUGUUAAAGGUCGAGACGUGAUCGCCCAAGCACAAUCUGGUACCGGUAAAACGGCUACCUUUUCAAUAUCGAUUUUGCAGUCUUUGGAUACAACUCUCCGUGAAACUCAAGUGUUAGUGUUGUCACCAACCAGAGAAUUGGCAACACAGAUUCAAAAGGUCAUCCUUGCAUUAGGUGACUUCAUGAAUGUUCAGUGUCAUGCUUGUAUUGGAGGCACAAACCUUGGCGAGGAUAUAAGGAAGUUGGAUUAUGGUCAGCAUGUUGUUUCUGGGACCCCUGGACGUGUUUUUGACAUGAUAAGGAGGCGUGUGCUGCGUACCAGAUCAAUCAAAAUGUUAGUACUGGAUGAGGCAGAUGAGAUGUUGAACAAGGGAUUUAAGGAGCAGAUCUAUGAUGUCUACAGAUACCUGCCACCUGCAACUCAAGUUGUGCUAAUCUCUGCUACGUUGCCCCAUGAGAUACUUGAAAUGACUUCAAAGUUUAUGACAGAUCCUAUUAGGAUUCUUGUCAAACGUGAUGAGUUGACACUGGAAGGUAUCAAACAGUUCUUUGUUGCUGUUGAGCGUGAGGAGUGGAAAUUUGACACACUCUGUGACUUGUAUGACACUCUGACAAUCACUCAAGCUGUGAUCUUCUGUAACACUAAAAGAAAGGUAGACUGGCUCACCCAGAAGAUGCAAGAAGCAAACUUCACAGUGAGCUCCAUGCAUGGUGACAUGCCACAGAAGGAGAGAGAUAAUAUCAUGAAGGAGUUUAGAUCAGGGCAAAGUCGAGUACUGAUCACAACAGAUGUAUGGGCCAGGGGAAUAGAUGUACAGCAAGUGUCUUUAGUGAUCAACUAUGACUUGCCCAACAAUCGUGAAUUGUAUAUUCACAGGAUUGGUCGCUCGGGUCGUUUUGGACGCAAGGGUGUAGCCAUCAACUUUGUCAAGUCUGAUGAUAUAAGGAUCCUGAGAGACAUUGAACAGUACUACUCAACACAAAUUGACGAAAUGCCUAUGAAUGUAGCAGAUUUAAUUUAAAUAUUUAAUAGUUCUUUAUAUUGUGGUAAAAAUAUGCAUAAAGCAAUAACAUCAGAUUUGAGCACAUUUUAGUGGUGGAAGUCACUUAUACUUUAAACUGUUUCAUAUAAAUAGAAAUAAGAUACUUAUUUUUUCUGACUAGUUGAUAUUUAUUUUUUUUCUUAAAUAAACUUAACAAAAUAUUAUUAUUGUUUUAAACUUUCCUUAGAGCCUGCGCAAACGAGAGACUAAUGUCCGUCCACAGUUGGAUAGUUUUACUACGAUUUUUCACCAUACACAUUAUUCAAUUGUGUGCAUUAUGCGAUACAGUUUAUAAUCACUCAUUUGAAUCAUUGUCCUCCAUGGACAAUAGUUUAUCGCCUGCACAGACAGGCCCCUUAUAUUUGAAGAUAAUGAAACAAGUAUUAGAAUCUUUAAUUUACAAAUUUUAUUUUACACAAGCACAGCAAUUUUUAUAAAAUGAAAUAUGUGAAUCUACACCUAGGUGUUGUAUUACAUUUAAAUGGUCACCAAAAAUUUAAAUGUUCAAAGCUAAGCUCUUGGAAUGUCUAUUAAUAUACUCUAGUAAUUAUUUUACAUAAACUAUUAUUAUUUAAAACAAAAAAACAAGACU
Molecule: messenger RNA, 2151 nt
Organism: Maniola jurtina (meadow brown)
Lineage: Eukaryota; Metazoa; Arthropoda; Insecta; Lepidoptera; Nymphalidae
Gene: eIF4AIII
Product: eukaryotic initiation factor 4A-III
Exons: 5
Coding region: 321-1538 (405 amino acids)
Cellular component (GO): catalytic step 2 spliceosome; nucleolus
Molecular function (GO): mRNA binding; RNA helicase activity; ATP binding
Source: RefSeq, a predicted model, not a curated record